Molecule: messenger RNA, 779 nt
Organism: Carya illinoinensis
Lineage: Eukaryota; Viridiplantae; Streptophyta; Magnoliopsida; Fagales; Juglandaceae
Product: LOB domain-containing protein 1-like
Exons: 2
Coding region: 70-756 (228 amino acids)
Source: RefSeq, a predicted model, not a curated record
UCUUCUUUGCAGCUCUCUCACCACAUUUCUCUGUUUCUCUGCCUCUCUCUCUCUCUGUUUCCUGCAAAAAUGGAAUACAAGGGCAAAAAAACCAUAACACCACCAAUCACUGUUCCCACUCCAUUCUCCAGCUCUCCAUCCUCUUCUAUUUCACCUUCCCAAUUCUCUCCAAGUUUGUCUUCACCUUCUAAAUAUUCUCCAAGUUUUCCUUCGCCUUCUCAGUCUUCUCCUCCUAGUACUCUUCCUCCCUCUCCUCUCCCCGUUGUUCUUAGCCCAUGUGCUGCCUGCAAGAUCCUUCGCCGCCGCUGCGGGGAGAAAUGUGUUUUAGCUCCGUACUUUCCUCCAACUCAUCCACUCAAGUUCACCAUAGCUCACAGGGUUUUUGGAGCAAGCAACAUCAUCAAGUUUUUGCAGGAACUUCCGGAAUAUCAAAGAGCAGACGCAGUGAGCAGCAUGGUUUACGAAGCAAAUGCCAGGAUUCGAGACCCAGUCUACGGUUGUGCUGGUGCGAUUUGUCAACUUCAAAACCAAGUGAGCGAGCUGCAAGCACAAUUGGCCAAAUCACAAGCUGAGCUCGUCAACAUGCAAUGCCAGCAAGCCAAUUUGGUUGCCUUAAUUUGCAUGGAAAUGUCGACACAACCUGAUCAUCAGGAAGAGUACAUGAGCGUUCAGCAAUUACAACCUUACGCUGACACGAGCUGUUUUUCAUCAGACGACAACAAUUUGGGCUCGGCUUGGGAACCUCUUUGGACAUGAACAACAACAGGCACUACAAGAAA